Messenger RNA from Saccharomycodes ludwigii, 633 nucleotides. RefSeq names its product Erv25p (gene ERV25). The transcript has a single exon. Gene Ontology annotation, cellular component: endoplasmic reticulum; Golgi apparatus; endoplasmic reticulum-Golgi intermediate compartment. The record is from RefSeq and is a predicted model, not a curated record. Gene Ontology annotation, biological process: endoplasmic reticulum to Golgi vesicle-mediated transport; Golgi organization; intracellular protein transport. NCBI's taxonomy places the organism in Eukaryota, Fungi, Ascomycota, Saccharomycetes, Saccharomycodales, Saccharomycodaceae. Bases 1 to 633 code for a protein of 210 amino acids.
AUGUUGUUUCAGUAUUUCUAUUUUCUGUUUUCAAUUUUCAUUACUGUCAUAACAGGCUUACGUUUUGAAUUACAAGCCAAAGAAACUCCAGACCCAUAUUGUAUUCGUGACUUUGUUUCUGAAGGCCAAUUGGUCGUUGUAGAUGUUGAAUCUGAUGGUCGUUUAGGCGAUGGACAAGUGUUGAAUAUGGUUAUUCGUGAUACUGUUGGAAACGAAUACAGGAGAAAGAAAGAUUUAGUUGGAGAAUUUCGUAUUGCAUUCAAUGCACCAUCAAACGCGGCAUUUGAUGUCUGUUUUGAAAACUUGUUAAAAGUUAAGGGUAAAGUUAUGACCAGAAACAUAGAAUUAGAUAUCGAAAUAGGUUCUCAAGCUCGUGACUGGAAUAAGAUUCAAGCUAAUGAAAAGUUAAAGCCAGUGGAGGUUGAGUUACGUAGAAUUGAAGAAUUAACCGAUGAAAUAGUUGAUGAACUACAUUAUUUAAAAGCUAGAGAGGAAAGAUUAAGAGAUACAAACGAAAGUACCAAUAGAAGGGUCCAGAAUUUUUCUGUAGCUAUCAUCUUUUUAUUACUGGCUUUGGGAGUUUGGCAAAUCAACUAUUUACGCUAUUAUUUCAGGGCAAAACACAUUAUUUAG